AUGUCCAACGACCAGACCGGCUCGCAGUCCGGUCUCAUCGACCCCAUCGACUCGAUGAUCGACUUCUCCGAGUACGACAACAUCUCUUAUCAGUCACCGGCUGUGUCCCCGGCUGCCAAUAAGGGAGUCUUUACUCGACCGACGACCACGGCCACGACUUCCGCCUCAUUGCUGUCAACAAGCCAGCCCCUCAACCCGCCGAGCCAUCAAUACGACCAGUACAAGCAACAGACUGGCAUCGUCCCGGGCGCUCUGGCCAACACGUUCGCUGUGAACCAGAACAACGCGCAGAUCACCGGCUACAGCAACUUCAACAUCGAUACUUAUCUCGCCAUGAACAACAACGAUGACCUGUUCGACUUCAACACCGCUCCUUCGCAAAACUCUUUGAGCACGCCCGACAUGGAUAUGGACUUUGAGUCGCCCACCAACGACCCCAAUUUCUUCUUCGGUGAGACGGUCAACCCCAAUGUCAUCGGUGGUCAAGAGAACAACAGCCUGCCGUCCCCGCCUGUGAUGCCUUCCCAGGCUGGACGAGUCUGGCCUGGUAUGCACCAGCAAGCUGCCCUCGCCAAGGCCCAGGCCCAGCAGCGCCAGCAGCAACAGAUCAUCCAGCAGCAGCAGCAGAGGCAAAGCGCCCCCAAGCAGCAGCAACGUGGCAAGGCUGUGCAGCCGUCCGAUCCUAUUGUCGAGCAGAAGAUCACCCAGCUUCUCAAUUCUAUGCGUGCUAAGCCUGCUUCGCCCGAUGCAUCGCAAACGUCUCCUUCCUUGAACAUCACUCGCCCUAAGAAGGAAGAGGAGGAUAUGGAUGAGGACGAGCGUCUCCUGGCUAGUGAAGAGGGCAAGAAGUUGAGCAGCAAAGAGCGCCGCCAGCUGCGGAACAAGGUUUCCGCCCGGGCUUUCCGAUCCCGCAGAAAGGAAUACAUUUCCCAGCUCGAGGCCGAGAUCGCUGGCAAGGUCACUGAGAAUGGUGACUUGCGGGCCCAGAACCGUGCUCUCCAGGAGGAGAACAAGCGCCUGUCGGACCUCACUCGCAUGCUUCUCUCUUCGCCUUCUUUCUCUGACUUUUUGGAGCGCAUGACGCCGAAUGCGGGUCCAGUCCCCCAGCCUGCCCCUCAGACUGAGCAGAGGCAAGAGUCUAGGCAAAUCCCCAAGGAUGUGAACCCUUACGCCGGCCAGCAGCAAACACAGCACCAGAUUGGUAUGGCGAUGAUUCCAGAGCAGACCAUGGAUUUCUCCAUGCUUAGCCUGGACGCCGACUCGGCUUUCUCUUUCCAGCCUCAGGUAUACGCCGUUCUGGAGACGCCCGAUAUCUCGAUUGAUACUUCAGUCCUGUCUGGAAAGACCUCCAACUUCGUCGGCUCAUGUUGCGACGAGGAGGAGAAGGUUGAGAUGCCUGUCAUAGAGCACCCCGUGGAGGACAAGAAGGCUAUCGAAGUCGUUGCACCCACUAUCGUUGACGAUGAGUUCGAGAACGACCCGACUUUCGCUCUGUACCAUGACGCCCCCAAGAGUGUCGCCGCAUCUGUUGAGGAGCCCCGAGAGAUCAACACCGACGCGUUCUCUAAUGUGGAUAUCUUCGGUGGUCUCGAGCCUGAGAAGCUUCUUGCUCGCUACGACCUUGUUGACGCCACUGAAGAGACUGUCAAGGGGGCUGAGGCAUCACUGGUCGUUGCCCGGGUAGAACGCAUCGCUGCCAACCUGGACAUAAUAGCCACCAGGCUAGAGAUGCUCAGCUUCGACUCAUGA
This is a messenger RNA of Thyridium curvatum, 1749 nucleotides long. RefSeq lists its product as uncharacterized. Bases 1 to 1749 code for a protein of 582 amino acids. Gene Ontology annotation, biological process: regulation of transcription by RNA polymerase II. Lineage: Eukaryota; Fungi; Ascomycota; Sordariomycetes; Thyridiales; Thyridiaceae. The transcript is spliced from 2 exons. The record is from RefSeq and is a predicted model, not a curated record. Gene Ontology annotation, molecular function: RNA polymerase II cis-regulatory region sequence-specific DNA binding; DNA-binding transcription factor activity, RNA polymerase II-specific.